Penaeus monodon (black tiger shrimp) is the source of this 2837-nucleotide messenger RNA. Its product is annotated as transmembrane channel-like protein 7. The transcript has 4 exons. The record is from RefSeq and is a predicted model, not a curated record. Gene Ontology annotation, cellular component: plasma membrane. Gene Ontology annotation, molecular function: mechanosensitive monoatomic ion channel activity. NCBI's taxonomy places the organism in Eukaryota, Metazoa, Arthropoda, Malacostraca, Decapoda, Penaeidae. Bases 459 to 2459 code for a protein of 666 amino acids.
CAUUCUAAAAAUUUAAAGUUUAAAGAACCAUCUUCCCCGCUGUAUAGUAUCUUGAUAUUACGUCUUUCUGGAGCCUCUUUCUUAGAAAAUCACGUUACAUUUGAAAAAGAAACAGUAAUAGUUUAUUCUUGAAAUAAAACACACCAAGCACAGUAUAUACGUAGGAUUAGGUCGUGUCCCGUUUUCUUCAGAAAGCUGUCUCGAACAUGGAGGACAGACUUUUCUAUUCCCGGCCACUCCAGCCAAGACCCUCAGGACGACGCUGUAGCAGAAGUGACCCGCCGUUGCAAGUCUAAGUGCAGGUCACUACACCGGAAGAGGAAGCAAAGGAUGCAAGUGCAAUGUGCGGAGACAUAAGAUAUUACAGAAGGAUUAUUAGGUACACGUUAUUAAUCCGUUCAAUUUAACUGUGAAAACGCCUCUUGCAGAUUCGUAAAACGGGAGUCCGUAGGAUACAGAUGGCUUUCCUUGUGCUGAGGAAAGGAGCCAGCGUGUGUCGGCAGAUCGUGGACCUCCUGAAGGUGUGGCGUCCUCUGGUGCGAAAGGUAGACAGCAGGUUUGGUGCCAGUGGAGUCGCCGUCUUCAACUUCAUCUUGGACUUGCUCGUACUAAACAUCCUCCUGAGCAUCCUCACGCUCUCCUGCGUCGUCUUGCCUACUGUCCUCCUGCAGGAGAGCGAAGGAAUUGGGUCUAAGGAGUGGCUUUACGGUUGGCAAGACAGAAGGGGCAAAGGCACAAAUUCGACAGUGGUUGGUGCUGAUGCUGACGGCGAGACGGGAGAUGUCUGCGUUGAUGUGAUGCUGAGGAGCGAUGACCCUAUAGUCACGAACUGCAGUCUGGCGUACCGGGACGCCACAGGAGAGGACUGGUGCCACAUCGCCGUCGGCAACCACACAGCGACGAGUUGUGACGGCUUCACAUGGUGGUUAGCGGUUGUGAUCCAGGGUCAGGGCUUCCUGGAGAUCUCCCCGUUGUUCCUGGGUUAUUACCCCGCCCGCCUCACGAGGUUUGGCUACCCCGUGGCGACCAUGCAGGUGCUGGCGGUGCUGGCGGUGUUCUUGGUGUCCCUGAUAACUGUCAUGCGGCGGGUCGGAGGAUGGCUGAGGUACAAGGCCGACGUCUGGGGCGGCCUCACUUUCUCGAGGACGGUGUUCAGCGGAUGGAACUUCUCCCUGAGGAGCAGCCGCGCCGUCGCCUCCAUGCAGCAUAUCAUGAAGACCGAGCUCCUCGCUGCCCUCGAAGAAGCCAGGUUCCAGGAGGUGAAAGCGAGACGAACGCGCGGUCGGUUAGCGUUGCUUUACUUCGGUCGCUUCUUCGUGAACUGCGUCAUAUUCGCACUGAUAAUAGUGAACUGGGCCUUCCUCUACGGGGUCAUCGUGAGGCGGGCCGCGUGGGCUGACUGGGUCGAGACGCUGGACGGGUCUUGGGGCUACAUCUCGCUGCGCUUCAUCGUGGACUUCGCAGACACGCUGGUGGUGUGGGUCCAGAGCCUGAUCCUCCCGCCCAUCUUGCUGAAGCUUGGCGCCCUCGAGCAGUGCAGUAGCCGCACGUCGCUCUUGCUUUACAUCCUCCGCUCCUCCGCCAUUCGCCUCGCCUCCCUCGCGGUCCUGGUGUUCACGCACCUCAGCCUCGCCUACAGCAGAGCAGAUGGCUGCCGCCCAGACACGCCGUGCUGGGAGACGCACCUGGCGCAGAACCUUUACGCACAGGUCGUCUGGUCCUUUGUGGUGAAGUGCUUCUCUGCGCUGCUAUGCCUCGCCUACACGAUCGCCGUCAGACUAUGCUGCUUCUGCUGCGCGGCUUCCCUCCUCCCGGAGUUCGACGUCCCGAACAAAGUGCUGGACAUCCUCUCCCUGCAAACCCUCUGCUGGCUCGGGGUCCCGGUGUCCCCCCUCAUGCCCGUCCUGGUCCUCCUCUACCUCAUCGUCUCCUUCGGGAUGGAGCUCGUCGACGCCCUCGUCAUCUCGCGCCCUUCCGCGCACAUAUUCCAGGCCUCCAGAUCCUCGAGCAUGUUCAUGGUGGCCAUGGCCAUGUCCUGGACGGCCUCGGCAACCAUGGCGCUGACGGUCCUCGUGCUCAUCCCGGCGUCUCCGGGCUGUGGGCCUUUUAGGGGCCUGAGGGUCGCGUGGUCAGCCCUCACGAACACCAUCUGCGACCUCAGUGGCCCGCUUCGAGAUGUGUUUUUCGCUCUGGACGACCUGUGGGUGUCGCUAGUGUUGGCGGGACUGCUGACCUGCUUCGCGACCUACUACAUCCUCGUCCUCAGUCUCCGUGAAAACGUCAUCAGGCGACUUGAAGACAGGCUGAAAGAGGUGGCAAUGGACAAGGCCUUCUUCAGGAGGAAACAAGAGACUUCGGUGGGAAAUGGUUUCCGGGAAGAAAGAGGGUUCAAUUCUGGGGUCCAUUUGAAGAGGAAUAACACCCUCCGAAAUGCACAGUGGUAUCUGGAUCCAUUUUAGGCAAUAUCUGCAUCCAUUUUAGGCAAUAUCUGCAUCCAUUUUAGGCAAUAUCUGGAUCCAUUUUAGGCUAUAUCUGGAUCCAUUUUAGGCUAUAUCUGGAUCCAUUUUAGGCUAUAUCUGGAUCCAUUUUAGGCAAUAUCUGGAUCCAUUUUAGGCAAUAUCUGGAUCCAGUUUAGGCUAUAUCUUGAUCCAUUUUAGGCUAUAUCUUGAUCCAUUUUAGGCUAUAUCUGGAUCCAUUUUAGGCUAUAUCUGGAUCCAUUUUAGGCUAUAUCUUGAUCCAUUUUAGAAGUCUCGUAAAACGUAUAUUUAAUAUUAUUAGUUAGUAAUGAUAUUUUGCUAUCAAAAAUGUCCAUUACAGAAAGAAAAAAAAACUAUAGU